Messenger RNA from Coprinopsis cinerea okayama7#130, 1341 nucleotides. RefSeq names its product gamma-butyrobetaine dioxygenase. Gene Ontology annotation, cellular component: mitochondrion. Bases 1 to 1341 code for a protein of 446 amino acids. The record is from RefSeq and is a predicted model, not a curated record. The transcript is spliced from 2 exons. Gene Ontology annotation, biological process: carnitine biosynthetic process. Gene Ontology annotation, molecular function: oxidoreductase activity. NCBI's taxonomy places the organism in Eukaryota, Fungi, Basidiomycota, Agaricomycetes, Agaricales, Psathyrellaceae.
AUGUUCCUGACCACUGGAGCGCGAGCCCUUCGACGAUUCGCCUCAGGAUCUUCAUCGGUUGCCCGGUCACGCACUUGGACGUCAGUGACGACUGCAAAGGAUGGCUUGAAGGUCCAUAGUCUGAACGAUACCGUCUUUCCCUACGUCUGGCUCCGGGAUUCAUGUCAAGGCCCGGAAUCUGUGCACCCAUCCAACAGGCAGAAGCUACAUCGUAGCUCGGAUAUCCCUCUCGAUAUCAAGCCUGUGGAGGUAAAGGAGGGGGAGUCCUUCGCGGCUGGUCGACCUUCAGCUGGCGUCAAGGUGGCGGAAGAGGGCAUCGAGAUUCGCUGGGUGGAUGGUCGCACUUCGUUCUUCCAUCGAGAUUUCUUGAAGACUCAUGCAUCGACGUCGGCUCUGUAUGCUUCGCAUCUUGUUGAAUACACCUCACCUACGCCAUGGACUCUGGAAACUGUGACGAAGACUCCCAGCUUGUUCGUGCCGUACGAGUCGUUGCAGGAGACGAGGGGUCUGGUGGGGGCUAUGACGCAGUUGUUGAAGUACGGGUUGGUGUUUGUGACGGGGGUUCCUACGGAGGGGAAGACGAAUGACGAGUGUGAAUUGAAGAAGCUGGCGAACAGGUUUGGAGAGAUCAGGGAGACGUUCUAUGGCGAGCUGUGGGAUGUGAUCAACAUCAAUAAUAGCAAGAAUAUUGCCUAUACCAACUUGGAUCUUGGGUUACAUAUGGAUCUGCUAUACUUCCAACAUCCUCCUCGAUUCCAGGCGCUUCACUGUCUCCGUAACCGAGUUAUCGGUGGGACGUCCGUCUUUGUGGACGCGCUACAGGCCUCACAUGCGCUGUUCCAUGCCAAUCGAGAACACUUCGACCUUCUGACAAGGACGCCAGUUGCUUUCCAAUAUGUCAAUGAUGGACAUCAUCUCUAUAUGCAACACCCUACGAUCCAACUCGAAGAUGCACGAGACAUCCACUCGUACUCGACUUCAUCGGCUGUUCCACCACCCAUCUCGCACAUAAAUUACUCUCCGCCAUUCCAGGGCCCCUUGCCUCUCAACACCCCUCGGGAAUUUUUCCCCGCUCUCAAGCACUUCAGCGAUAUCCUCAAUGAUCCCAAAAAUACCUACACUUAUACCCUGAGGGAAGGAGACUGCGUUCUGUUUGACAAUAGACGGGUUUUGCAUGCUCGAACGGCGUUUGAGGAGAAGACGGGUAAUGAUAGGGAGGAGGGAUUGAAGUUUGGAAGUGGGGAUGCUACGACGAAUAGGUGGCUCAAGGGGUGCUAUCUCGAGGCUGACGCGGUUGCGGAUAGGAUGCGGGUUGGUCGUACAAAACUUGGGCUGCUGUGA